Drosophila hydei is the source of this 1899-nucleotide messenger RNA. It is a transcript of the gene PGS1, whose product is annotated as CDP-diacylglycerol--glycerol-3-phosphate 3-phosphatidyltransferase, mitochondrial. NCBI's taxonomy places the organism in Eukaryota, Metazoa, Arthropoda, Insecta, Diptera, Drosophilidae. Gene Ontology annotation, biological process: cardiolipin biosynthetic process. Gene Ontology annotation, cellular component: mitochondrion. Gene Ontology annotation, molecular function: CDP-diacylglycerol-glycerol-3-phosphate 3-phosphatidyltransferase activity. Bases 345 to 1829 code for a protein of 494 amino acids. The transcript is spliced from 2 exons. The record is from RefSeq and is a predicted model, not a curated record.
UAUUUAUUGCACUUAAUUGGUUAAAAUACACCCAAUUCUGAAGCCGAAUCUUUGAUAUUUGCAGACAGUCUGGUAGCUUACAGUGUCUUAAUUUUUAUAUGUUGUUUGGGACAUUGAAUCGAUAAGAAUAUAUAUAUCGAUACAUUUCUUUAAAUAUUCAGCACAGCAACAGCAUGUAAAUGUAAAAUUGAUAUGAUUUCAUAAAACCAGUUCAGUUUAUUCAAAUACUCAAUCCACCAACCAAUGAAUGAAACUAAUUUCGCAAUUAAGUUGAAAACUGCAAGAGGACCUGGCACAGCCAGAGUAGCGUAAGCAGUCGAAGAUUAAGAAAGCCCUUAUUAAAAAUGAUGUACCUGCGCCGCCUGUUCACCCAGGAACUGUCGCCUGUCACGCAGAGCGACCUGUUGGGCUGCCUACAACAUGCGCCCCAACAGCUGAUGUGUGGCGGAUUUGCGGGUGCACCCGCUUUGGAAAGUUUGUCCUGGUUACACAAUCUGGCGCCGUGCUUUCCGCUGCGUGGCGAACAGAUACAGAUUAUCCAUGAACCGCAGCACUUUUAUCAAACAUUGAUACAGCGCAUCACACAAGCCAAAAAGCGCAUUGUAUUGGCCAGCCUGUACCUGGGGACGGGUCAACUAGAGAGCUCCUUUGUGCAAACGUUGCGUCACAGCCUGAAGGCGGAAUCGUCACUGCGCCUAAAUGUUCUCCUGGACUUUACACGGGGUACACGUGGAGCGGCCAACUCGAAGACCAUGCUCCUGCCACUGGUGCGUGAGUUUGGUGAACAGGUGCAAUUUUCGUUGUACCACACUCCGGACUUGCGAGGCAUGACCAAACGAUUGGCGCCACCCCGCUGGAACGAGCUCUUUGGACUACAGCACAUGAAAGUGUACUUAUUUGACGAUGCGGUCAUUAUAUCAGGGGCCAAUUUAUCCAAUGACUACUUCACCAAUCGACAAGAUCGCUACAUUCUAAUUGAGGACAAAUCGUUAGCUGAUUUCUAUGCACAAUUUAUUGAGCGCGUGCAGGAGUUCAGCUUAGCUGUGGACGCUGAUGCGGCGGAAAAACUGCAUCGAAAUUGGCGUAUCUUACCUUACGAAGGCACCAAAGAUCAAUUUAUUCGUCUGGCUAAAGAGCGAAUAAAAAAUUUCGUACAGGAUGCGUACCAGAGGCAAUUGCAACUCAGGGAGCAAAGCAGCCAGGCGGACACGUGGGUCUUCCCAUUGCUAGAGAUGGGUCAGAUUGGCAUACACCAUGACAGCGUGGUGACCAAACAGUUGCUAUCGAAAUGCAUUGCCGGCUCUCGUCUCAAACUUGCCACCGGUUACUUCAAUCUCACGCAGGAGUACAUGGACACUAUCACGCACAAGUGCCUGGCGCAAUGCAGCAUACUCAUGGCUCAUCCGAAUGCAAAUGGAUUCCAGGGCGCCAAAGGACCCGCUGGCGGUAUUCCCGCUGCCUAUACACUGAUUGCGAAGAGUUUUUAUGAAAGCUUAGUGCGACGACAGCAAAAUCAUCGCGUAAACUUUUUCGAAUACGAAAAGCCCGGCUGGACCUACCAUGCGAAGGGUCUUUGGUAUUAUUUACCCGAGGCUCGCCUACCCAAUUUAACGUUAAUCGGUUCCUCAAACUUUGGGGAGCGCUCGGUCAAUCGUGAUCUAGAGACCCAGGUGUGUCUGGUGACUGUUAACGAGGAGCUCAGUCAGCGACUUCAAAACGAGUCGGAUCGCCUGUAUGACCUGUCAACGACAGCGGAGCGUGAGAUUGUCCGGAGGCCUGUGCCGCGUUGGGUACAGGCAGUGGUGCGCAUAUUUAGAAAUUUCUUUUAGCUGUAAAUACCAAGUCACAUGCAUAGUUCAAUUGUUGAUGUUAAGGGCCAGUUACUAUAUUUGUAGUCUA